Molecule: messenger RNA, 1218 nt
Organism: Chlorella variabilis
Lineage: Eukaryota; Viridiplantae; Chlorophyta; Trebouxiophyceae; Chlorellales; Chlorellaceae
Exons: 4
Coding region: 1-1218 (405 amino acids)
Biological process (GO): lipid metabolic process
Source: RefSeq, a predicted model, not a curated record
AUGGCGGAGGAGCUCUGCCACACCAGCCUGGGCAUCACCUAUGCGCAGGCGCUGGGAUACUCGCUGGCGGCGCUGCUAGGUUGCGGGCUGUGGCUGUGGGCGUGGGGCCGGUGCUUGCAGCCGGGGCCGUGGCGGCUGGCUGCCGCCGCUCCGGUGGUCGCCCUCAACUUUGCGCUGCCCAAGCUCUUCUGCCGCUGGGAGGACUCCACCACCAUUGUGUUCUCCUGGGCUGUCAACCGCGGCUCGCUCUGCAUGCAGCCCUUCUCGCCCUCCCAGUUUGUCGCCGCCUACAUCUUUCCCAUCACUCCCCUGAUUGGCAGUACCACAGGCUCCCCUCCUCUGUCCACCACAGCCACCGACGGCAUGCCCGCCGAGCCGGUCGCCGCCGCCGCCACCGACAGCAAGGCGGCCAACGGCAGCGGCAGCAGCGGUGGCGAUGGGGAUGGUGCGGCGCAGGCUGCCCAGCCCCGCGGCGCCAGCAAGGGCAGGCUCAGCGAGGACGCCGGCAGCCUGAAUGCCAUGCUGGCAGCCUGGCUGGCCAAGAAUGCUGGCAUUGCCUUCCUGGUCUGGCUGCUGCAGCACCCGCUGCCGGGCCUGUUGGAGUCGUUUGUGUACGGCCUGGCCCUGUACGCCCUGCUGUCUCUCAUCAUGGACGGCCCCGCCGCUCUGGUCAUCGGCGCCACGGGCCUGCGUGUGUCGCCCCACUUUGACCGCCCCUGGCGCUCCACCUCUGUCGCCUCCUUCUGGUCCAAGCGCUGGGACCUGGCGGCAGGCAACACCCUGCGCCAGCUGGUGUACGACUCGGUGGUGGAUGGCAGCCUGAUGGCGCCGCCAGCGGGAGUGCCGCAGGCACGCCCCACCGCGCUGCGCCAGUUAGUCGGCUCUCUGGCCUCCUUUGGGGCCAGUGGGCUGUUCCAUGAGUUUAUCUUUUGGUACCUGACCGGCCACACCACCCGCGGCGUCUGGCUCUCCUUCUUCCUGGCCCAGGCGCCCAUCAUCGUGGCCGAGCGCCUGGCGCUGUCGGCGCUCAAGCGCCGCGGCAUCCUGCUGCCCGACUGGCUGCGCGUGUGCGUGUCCAUGCUGCUGGUGGUGGCCACAGCCCAGCACCUGUUCUGGGCGCCCUGCAAGAAGCAUGGCGUGGCCGACAGUGUGGUGAACAACGUGCACCGCGGAAUCCAGGGCACCAUGAAGAGCGCCGGCCUCAUUGCCCGAGCCUGA